GGAAGCCUGAUUUCCAUCAUCUAGAUUCUACUGUAUUGUUAAUUUUAAAUUGUUAGCUAAAUAAGCAUAAAUUGCCAUGCAGUGAUACACCAUUUAGUUCGAUCAGGAACUAUUCAUGUUUUACCGUCUCACAUGAAUUGUAUGACGUUGUGAGCCGUAGGAGUCGUAUCGCUUUGCGAUUGCAGUUUUUGUUUUCAAAUCCGGUGAAUGUUUUGCCAUGCACCCGCUGGCGUUCUUGGGAUCUAGGAGCUUUGUAGCUCUGCGAAAGCAAGCUCCCUUCAGCAUCAGGCAACGCUAUGCUAGCAAAAAAGCUAUCGUCAUCCAUAAGGAAGUAGAAAAGAUCCGAAAUAUGGGAAUUAGCGCCCAUAUCGACAGUGGGAAAACCACCUUGUCAGAACGGAUCCUGUACUACACUGGACGCAUAGAGGAGAUGCAUGAAGUGAAAGGCAAAGAUCAAGUUGGAGCAGUAAUGGACUCCAUGGAAUUAGAGCGUCAGCGCGGAAUCACCAUCAAAUCCGCCGCGACGUAUACGGAGUGGAACGGGAAGAACAUAAAUUUUAUUGAUACGCCGGGGCACGUAGAUUUUACCGUGGAGGUGGAGCGCGCUUUGCGGGUUUUGGAUGGCGCAAUUUUGGUUCUCUGCGCUGUCGGUGGGGUACAAAGCCAGACCCUCACUGUGAACAGGCAGAUGGCUCGGUACCAUGUUCCGACAAUUGGGUUUAUUAAUAAACUGGAUCGGCUCUCUGCCGAUCCGAAGAGGGUUCUGAUGCUCAUGCGUGAGAAAUUGCACCAUAACGCAGCUUUUAUCCAGCUACCAAUUGGAUUGGAAAGUAAAUUCAGCGGUAUAGUGGAUUUAAUUAACGAACGCGCUAUUUAUUUUGAUGGUGAAAAUGGCGAAACGGUGCGGUAUGAUGCUAUUCCGAAAGAUAUGUUGGCCGAGGUGAAAGAUCGUAGACAGGAGCUUAUCGAGCACGUCAGCAAUGCGGACGAAACUUUGGGAAAUUUGUUCUUGGAAGAGAAAACCCCUACGGUGCAAGAUUUGAUGGCCGGAAUUCGAAGAGCUUGUUUGAAACGGGAGUUUACACCAGUGCUAGUUGGCUCCGCCUUGAAAAACAAGGGUGUACAGCCAUUGUUGGACGCCGUAAUAGAUUUUCUACCAAACCCAGCGGAACGGGAGAAUUAUGGCCUUUUGGAAACCACAAAGGGUGCCGAACCCGAGCAUGUUCCUUUGAAUCCCGCACGGGAUGACUUGCAUCCUUUCCUCGGCCUGGCCUUUAAGAUUGAUGUGACCAGGUAUGGCCAGUUAACCUACAUCCGCGUGUAUCAAGGUUGUAUGCGGCGCGGCGAUUUUGUGUGGAAUGCCCGUACUGGGAAAAAAGUCAAGGUUGGCCGUCUAGUCCGCAUGCAUUCGGCCGAUAUGGAAGACGUGACGGAAGUGUAUGCCGGGGAUAUUUGUGCGUUGUUCGGUGUGGAUUGUGCGUCAGGUGACACGUUUGUUACGCAACAUGAUUACCGGGUGUCGAUGGAGUCGAUGCACAUACCAGAGCCUGUGAUUAGCAUGUCGCUGACGGCGAAGGAUUCUACUGUGACGGAAAAUUUCUCUAAAGCUAUUAAUCGUUUCACUAAAGAAGAUCCCACGUUCCGCGUUCAUUAUGACGGGGAGAUGAAGGAAAUGAUUUGUCAAGGCAUGGGCGAGUUACAUUUGGAGAUCUAUGCCCAGCGCAUGGAGCGUGAAUACAAUACUCCGGUGAUUCUCGGCAAGCCGAAGGUUGCUUUCCGAGAAACUUUAACGGCACCUGUGCAGUUUGACUAUCUGCAUAAGCGGCAGAGUGGUGGUGCGGGACAGUACGGCCGCGUUAUUGGAACGCUGGAACCGUUGGAACCGGCUAGAAAUUUGGAAGUACUGUUUAAGGAUCUGACAGUGGGAACAAAUCUUCCGAAACCGUUCAUCCCGGCUGUUGAAAAGGGGUUUAGGCAUGCAUGCGAAAAGGGUCCGUUGAUGGGCGCAAAGGCAUCUGGAAUCCGGUUUGUAGUGAAGGAUGGAGCUCACCAUAUCGUUGACUCCAAUGAGAUUGCCUUUAUGUUGGCGGCGCAGGGUGCCAUGGAGGAUUGUUAUGAACAAGGAAAAUGGCAGAUUUUAGAACCCAUUAUGACGGUGGAGGUCAACGCGCCGAUAGAGUUUCAGGGACAAGUUACAGCGCAGUUGCAACGGCGUCAAGGAAUGGUGACAGGUACUGAUUCUGCACAUGAUUGGUUCUCCGUAUUUGUGGAAAUCCCUUUGAAUGAAAUGUUUGGGUAUUCUUCUGAGUUACGUGGUGCCACACAAGGAAAAGGUGAAUUCACUAUGGAAUACUGCCGUUAUUCUCCUUGUCUACCGGCCACACAGGAGGCUUUGAUACAACAGUAUCAAAAAGAACAAGAAGUCGCUGAUGCACAAGCUGUUCUGAAAAAGAAGAAGCGAAAUUAGUUAUUGUUAUUGUUGCCAGCGCUUUUGUUGCAGCGAAGUCAAAGCUUAUUGAAAACAACGGUUCUGUUGCGCUUAUGCACCGAGUGUAAAUCAGAAUGAAACUAUCAAAUUAAAAAAAUUGUUCCGGCUAUCAGUACGCUGUAAUGGA
Paramacrobiotus metropolitanus is the source of this 2615-nucleotide messenger RNA. Its product is annotated as elongation factor G, mitochondrial-like. The record is from RefSeq and is a predicted model, not a curated record. Lineage: Eukaryota; Metazoa; Tardigrada; Eutardigrada; Parachela; Macrobiotidae. Bases 218 to 2467 code for a protein of 749 amino acids. Gene Ontology annotation, molecular function: GTPase activity; translation elongation factor activity; GTP binding. Gene Ontology annotation, cellular component: mitochondrion. Gene Ontology annotation, biological process: mitochondrial translational elongation. The transcript is spliced from 3 exons.